Symbiodinium sp. CCMP2592 is the source of this 3180-nucleotide messenger RNA. Lineage: Eukaryota; Dinophyceae; Suessiales; Symbiodiniaceae. The record is from the annotation of a GenBank genome assembly.
AUGGCCCUUAGUCCAUUGGACCAGCACAUUCGGAUCCACGCGGCGCUUGAGUCGUGGAUUGCCAUGCUUGGGGUGCCACCUGACCAUCGGAAUGAGUCCGAAUCUCCAGGUGUGGCUCAGUGUUCAUGGGCUCAGGAAUGGGCCGAUGAACUAACUCAGCAGUGGGAGCAGACUCAAGACGUAGCUAAGGAACACUUACCCGCAACGCAAGCAGGCAUCGAUGCAUCGAAUGCAGCCGGCAUUUAUGCAUCUUCAUGCUUGGUGGGCGGAGUUGCUGUGGUCAAAGCAUCUCCUCGCCCAUCAUGUGCUCCGAACCUAGCUUCAGGUAGUGUCCAAGCUGACUCACAAGAAGACAGUAUGGAAGACACGCUUGUUGAUGACUCGCAGCUCAAGUUUGCAGACGUACACGCCUUUGAGGGUGCCUUGGAGGAUUGGAAAGCCAAGGUCCGAGAAGUGUCUGCUGAUUAUCGUACGUCCCUGUGCGUGACAUUCAACCCCCAGAUCAGCAGUGCUCGCGCUUUUCAUGACCUAGUUGAGUCGCUUGGGAUUAGCAUCAUCGCACAGCCGAAGAGCGAUGAUGAGCCUGUGCCUCGCCAGUACCCAAGGGCAACUGUGGCUGGCGACACAGCUCAACCUGCAUUGAUUGUGAUCUUCAAGCCUGCUCCAGGCGAACAGAAAGUUACUCUACAGGCAAACCUCAGGCUCAAGACCUUGUGUGCCAAAGGUCGCAGAGGUGCCGUCGAGGCCCACAUCGAAAAAAUGUUGGCCUACUUCGGCGCAGUCGUGAAAGUCACCAGCAGCGCGCCUGCCGCUGGGAAGAAGACUCACGUAAAGAGAGCGGCAGGGCAGACGCAUCUUGACAUCCGCACACUUGGGAGAAUAUCGUGGCUCUCUGGGGAAGUUUGGGAUGAAGCGUUGUUGAAGAUUUCGAUGCCCCUGCAAACUUUGGAGGAAGCGAUCGCUGACACCUUGUUGUGUGUUGAUCUCCGACCCACACAGUUUGGAGGGACGAUCUCCAAGAAACUGCGCCGAAGCAUCCUUGAUUCCGCAGCUUGGGCGAGAGAUGUCCUUGUAGUCAUGGCUGGUCACAUGGCCGGGGCAGUGAAGGUCCGAGGAGCUCGUCGUGCUGUGAGUGCAACACUUUCCCCCUUUGAUUAUGCAACACAGGAGGAGUUUAAAGAGGCAGUCAAAGAAGCGUCUGCGCGGGAGCAGUUCCGGGCCGUGCAUUCUUACGCUCAAUUGCGGCAGCGGGAUCGUGGUGCUUCGGAGAAGUUUUUGUCUUCUUUCUUUAAUAAAGAAAGUCAUUUUCGCAUCAGCUUGCUUGAUCAAGACACUGGGCAGAGUCUUUCUGAAGAAGACAUGCUGUCGGCUCUUGUAGAAGAUAUGAUGGCGCGAGCUGCUAAUGAUUUCCCUGCAGAUAGUGAUGUGCUAAGGCAGGUUGACGCUGAUGUUGCUGAAGUGCGCCGCCAAGGAGGCUUCAACUCCAACAGCUUGGAUGCCUCUCGCAUAGCACCUGAUGAUGUGCAAAAUGAACUCUACACCGAGGCUGAACUGGUCUUUGUUCUAGGUUGUGGCAUAGCCCAGGGUCGCCGCUUUAGUGUGCAUGUUUUCAACUGCCUGCUAUCUGGGCUGCGGGACGAAGUUCGCCGUGUGCUCCCGUAUGGCGUGUGCGCUUGGCUCCCUAAGAAUGUCAUGAGAGCUGUGUCCAAUGUUGAUCUAACUGACCCAAGCUCGGACUUCGUUUCAAAGCCACAGAUGGGAACUCUGCAGCCCAUCUUGGAAAGACUACAAGACGAAGCGCUGCCGCCACACCAGCAGACUCGCGAGGUGCAGGAGGUUCUGGAAUCAUUACCUAGUUUUGCGGACAGGUGUGCUUUGCUUGACGCCCUCGGCUCCUGCCCAGUUGAGCCUUUGCAGUAUGUGGAUGACACUACCGUUCCCUGCUCCUCUCCUGGUGCAAUUAGAUAUGUGGUCAACAAGUCAGCUUCUUCAGCUUGCGCACGGUAUGCGGCUCGCACCAAGUCGCAGUUUCAUUAUGGCAGCAAUAAGACCUGUGCCAUGGCUCUCUUAAAUAGCCCGCCCCUUGAGCCCUGCUCCUUGGAUUGCGAAGUUGUAUCGCAAAAAACAAUCCUCGGGGUUUUGUUUGAUCAGGACCUGACCUUCGAACCCUUGUUGCGCGCAACCUUGGCAAGGGCUUGGUCCAUGUUCGUGGAUUUGUUUCACACGGCUGAAACUGGUGGUUUUUCAGUCCCGGUUUUGGUUUCCCAAGUCAUCAUCAGGUUGCACCCAGUGAUUUUAUGUGUUGCAGCUUUCAUUGCUCUGGUACCUGGCGUACUGGGCAAGUUGAACCAGCUACAGUGGCGCUGGGGCAAGACGAUCCUUGGAUGUAGAUACCAGCGCGAGCUUCGAUAUCAUUUGGUGGUGGCCCAGUGUGGCUGGGACAUGAGACUUGGAACUUGUUUGCUCCUCGAGCUGGUCAUGAUGAGUGCUAGGAUUUUGCUUCUUCCUACAGAUCACCCCACAGCGAGACUCGCAGCAUGUCUGCAAGCUGCACCCUGCGUUUCUUGGUUCACGCAGGUGAAUGCCCUUAUCCGGGAAGCUUCUCUGCACCGAGCGCUACCAACACUGUUAGACUGCGGCAUCUUCACAUGCCAGGAAAUCAAUGCAGCUAGAACUGAUACUGUCCUACGUAAAAAGAUCUUACACAGGUAUCGUCAUGAAGUUGUCGGGCCAAUCUUGUUGGAGCAUGACAGAAGGCAUCUUGCCGAGUGCCUGUCCUACGACAUUCCAGUCUUUGGAUGCUCACUGGCAGCUUUGGGCUUCUACACUCUGAAGCUGGAUUGGGAAAUCUUUCAUUUGGAAACCCCGAAUACCAUGUGGUUCAAUUUCCGAGCUUGGAGCUUAGUCCGCAUCACGGCAAGGUGGCCUCUGCCGCUUUUGGGUUUCAAAGACUUUCCGCUACACUUGACAUGCCCAGCUUGUGGGGAGCCGGAGGCUUCUAUCGUGCAUCUGUUGUGCGAGUGCGCAGCCACACGGGAAUCCUUUGCAUCUUUCUGCAAUGAGGCCCCUGGCUGUCUGAACAGGCCCACAGCCUUCCUGCGCGCACUGUUUGGCACAGCAGAGAUGUGGCUCGAAUCUCAGAACUACGUGGGCACGUGUCUUCGACUGGCUUUUUUCUGA